This is a messenger RNA of Rhineura floridana, 4650 nucleotides long. It is a transcript of the gene PWP2, whose product is annotated as PWP2 small subunit processome component. Lineage: Eukaryota; Metazoa; Chordata; Lepidosauria; Squamata; Rhineuridae. The transcript is spliced from 21 exons. Gene Ontology annotation, cellular component: small-subunit processome; Pwp2p-containing subcomplex of 90S preribosome. Gene Ontology annotation, biological process: ribosomal small subunit assembly; maturation of SSU-rRNA from tricistronic rRNA transcript (SSU-rRNA, 5.8S rRNA, LSU-rRNA). The record is from RefSeq and is a predicted model, not a curated record. The coding region runs from base 229 to 2961 and encodes 910 amino acids. Gene Ontology annotation, molecular function: protein binding.
UGUUGGGGGCGGGGAGGAAUGUUACUAGGAACGCGAAAUGCCAGCGCCGCGUAGCUUCUCCCCCCGCCCCUCCCAGGGCGCAGCAACUGAGAGAUGAGGUAUGCGUUUCUUUGGUAAUUUUCUUGACCCGGAAGAAAAACGGUGAGAGACUUCCGUCCGACUUGUGCACGCUGUCCAUGUGUGAGCUGCUUGAGUUGUGGAGCCGGUGCUAGGGCACCUCAGGCGGCGAUGAAGUUCGCUUACAAGUUCUCCAACUUGCUGGGCACAGUCUACAGACAUGGAAACCUAAAUUUCAUGCCAGAUGGGAACUCUCUGAUUAGUCCUGUGGGAAAUAGAAUUACUGUUUUUGACUUGAAAAAUAACAAGUCUGAAACAUUACCAUUGGCAACGCAGUACAAUGUCACAUGUGUGGGACUCUCUCCAGAUGGAAAUCUUGGUAUACUAGUUGAUGAAGAGGGAGCUGCCUUACUUGUCAGCUUGAUCAGUAAAUCUGUGAUCCAUCGGUUCCAUUUUCAGAAACCUGUGCACAGUGUCUGCUUUUCCCCAAAUGGAAAGAAGUUUGUGGUCACAAAGGACAAGGUUGCUCUGAUGUAUCAUGCUCCAGGGAAAAAGCGAGAAUUUAAUGCUUUUGUCCUUGACACAACAUAUUAUGGUGCAUAUGAUGAAACAACAUGCAUUGAUUGGACCGAUGAUUCCAAAUGCUUUGCAGUGGGCAGCAAGGAUAUGUCUACAUGGGUCUUUGGAGCACAGCGAUGGGCCAAUCUGAUUUAUUAUGCGCUGGGAGGUCAUAAGGAUGCAAUUGUUGCCUGUUUUUUUGAAGGAAACAGUCUGGAUCUGUACACUGUAAGCAGAGAUGGGGCUUUGUGUGUCUGGCAGUGUGAUACAGAGCUAGUUGGUUUGAAACUUAGACCACCAAAAGAACAGAUUGAAGAUGUCGCAAAAUUGGCAGAAGACCUAGAUGAAGAGUUGACAGAAGCACAGAAGGGCAAAGAGGUCCAUGGGAAAGCCAGUAAAAAUAAAAAAGAGAUUGGAAAGAAAGUAAAAUACUCAUGUACUGCCAAAUACUUUUUCAACAAAGAAGGAGAUUUUAACACCCUGACAGCUGCAGCGUACCACAAGAAAAUCCACCUGUUAGUCACUGGUUUUGCUUCUGGAAUAUUUCACCUCCAUGAGCUUCCAGAGUUCAAUCUCAUCCAUUCUUUAAGCAUUUCAGACCAGAGAAUUGCCUCUAUUUCUGUCAACAGCACUGGUGACUGGAUUGCCUUUGGAUGUGCAGGCCUGGGACAGCUGCUGGUAUGGGAAUGGCAAAGCGAGUCCUAUGUACUAAAACAGCAAGGUCAUUUCAACAGUAUGGUUUCUCUUGCAUAUUCUCCAGAUGGGCAGUACUUAGUCACUGGUGGAGAUGAUGGAAAAGUGAAGGUGUGGAACACCAGCAGUGGUUUCUGCUUUGUUACCUUUACAGAACAUACUAGCAGUAUAUCUGCUGUAACAUUUACCACCUCAGGCUAUGUAAUUUUGACUGCUUCCCUGGAUGGAACAGUGCGAGCUUUUGAUCUGCACAGAUACCGCAAUUUUCGCACCUUCACUUCCCCGCGACCAACACAAUUCUCUUGCUUAGCUGUAGACUCCAGUGGCGAGAUUGUUUCAGCUGGUUCUCAGGACUCUUUUGAAGUAUUUGUAUGGUCUGUGCAGAGUGGACGACUCUUAGAUGUCUUAGCUGGCCAUGAAGGCCCCAUCAGUAGCCUGUGUUUUAAUCCAAUGAAGUGUAUCCUAGCAAGUGCCUCUUGGGAUAAGACUGUCAGAUUGUGGGAUAUGCUGGAUAGCUGGAGGACCAAGGAAACCCUGGCACUAAACUCAGUUGUGCAUUCUGUUGCUUUUCGUCCAGAUGGCAAUGAACUUGCAAUUGCUUGCCUGGAUGGACAGAUCACUUUCUGGGAUCAUGAAAAUGCUGUGCAGACUGGAUCAAUUGUGGGGCGACAUGACCUUCAGAUGGGGAGAAAAGAACUGGACAAAAUAACAGCCAAACAAGCUGCUAAGGGGAAAUCUUUUACUACUUUGUGUUACUCAGCUGAUGGGCAGUGUAUUCUGGCAGGGGGACAGUCAAAGUAUGUUUGCAUUUAUCAUGUCAAGGAACAGAUUCUCAUUAAGAAAUUUGAAAUAUCUUGCAAUCUUUCCUUAGAUGCAAUGGAGGAGUACUUGGAUCGGAGAAAAAUGACUGAAUUCGGCAGCAUGGCGUUAAUAGAUGAAGGAACAGGGGAUGAUGAUAAUGUUGCCGUCCCACUUCCAGGAGUUAAAAGAGGUGACAUGAGUUCUCGGUACUUUAAACCAGAGAUAAGAGUGACCUGCCUCCACUUCUCUCCUACUGGACGAAGCUGGGCAGCAACAACCACAGAAGGCCUUCUUAUCUACUGUUUGGACUCUAGUCUGGUUUUUGAUCCAUAUGAUCUAGAAAUUGACAUCACCCCUAGCAAUAUUCGUAAAGUACUAUUUCAGAAGGAAUACACCAAGGCUAUUGUCAUGUCUUUUCGACUUAAUGAGAAGAAACUGAUUCAAGAGGUCUUGGAAACUGUGCCAUACAAUGAAAUUGAUGUAAUCUGCUCAUUGCUCCCAGAAGUAUACAUAGAAAAGAUGCUAGAAUUUUUAGCCUCUUUGUUUGAGACUUCUUGUCAUUUGGAAUUCUAUCUCAUCUGGACUCAGAGGUUGCUCAUGCUACAUGGUUGCAAGUUAAAAACAAGGUCAGAGAAACUGCUGCCUACCAUUCAGUUCCUUCAGAAGAGCAUUCAGCGUCACUUUGAAGAUGUUUCCAAACUUUGUGACUGGAAUUGUUAUAAUAUGAAAUACAUUCUGGCCAUUUCACAACAACGGGGAAUUAAACGUGCUGCAGAAGCAUCUGAAAACAAUGAAGAUUUGGAAAACUCCACUAAUGACUCUGUCAUGGAAGAAUCAGCUAUGCUUCUAUGAAAAACGUUUAUUUUAUUAGCUUUUGAGAAUACUUUUUCAUUCAGAAAUAAUGUUAACAGUGGUUUACAUUACAUUUCCUGAGAACUGAACAGCUCUCAUAGUGGCUUAUUUUGUACAGGUGAUCUGAAUGAUGCAGCAACACAAUUGGGAGUAAGCAGGCAAUCCCUUUUUGUUCAAAUUAUGAUCUUUGUCCUCUUUUUCUAAAUUAAAGUAACUUCUUAACGUUGUUAAAUUUCAAAGAAGACAAUACUGUCAAACAAUUUAGAUUCCAAAGCGUGAGUGGGUCAGGAUCUAUCUGCCACCAGCUGGCUUCUAUUCCUGCAAAAAGAUUUUUAAGUUUCCUCCUUGCAGUAGUAGCCCCUUCAAAGUUGGGAGGAUCCUUCAGAAUAGCACCCUGCAAGAUACAUGGGAUGCCAUUGGAAGGAAAUAUAGCCCCCCCUGGGAUGCAUGGAAUCAACUUAUUACUACUCAUAUUGGAUUGGUAGGGGGUGGAUCCCAGCCACGGCUUUUUCCUUGGUUUUAGACUAUACAUGGAAAAGUACAGCAGUCCGAUUGCAAAUUGCCCAAAUGACCCUUGGUAUGAUCGCAUUGAUAUAAAAUUAAACUAUUAGUCAUUUAUAGGGAAAGAUAAAUAGUAGGAGCAAUGGGAUCAACUGAAUGAGUAUCUAGGUAAAUAUAUCUUACAAAUGAAGCAAGGGCUCAUAUGUGUUCAUAAUCACUAUGGUUGAUAUCUUAUUCCAAAUAUUCAAAACCCAUAAGUAUGCACAAAUAUCAACAUGAAAAUUUUGUAAAGCAUGUUCAUAGCUUCACAGAUUCUCUGGAGUGCAUUAUGGCAUGUAAUCACCUUUGACAAGUACUACAAAGAUUCUCCUGACUCCAGUGUGUAAUAGUGUGGUCUUACUGCAUUAAAUCAACAAAUGUGCAGCUGUUAUUGUGCUAAUAUUGUAGCCUAAAUGGGAAUCAUGAAAGUGAUUCCAUCUCUCAUUAACAGUAGCAAUAUUUUAGUACCACAGGAGGAAGAGAAGUUAUUUCCAAAUGGCAUGUUGGGAUUACUAGUUGGUUGCCAAGAUUUCACACAGUGUGUUAACUUGGUGUAGUGUGAUGGGGCAUUUGUUUUUAUAGAUUUCUCUGACAUUCUUCACUUACACUUCCAUGGGUGGCUUGCAGUGCAGAAAGAAAAAACAAUAAUGAUCACACCAAACAGCUGAUCAAAAUAGCAGCAUUAAAAAUUAAUGCAUGUUAAACCUUUAGUAGGUGUUAAGCCAUGGGCAGGUUGAUGUGAGCAGAGUUGUUCCUUUAGCAACUUGGCUCUUAAUCACAUAUAGCACAUUAAAUAUAGGCACCAGCGUUUUGAAUUGUGCUUUGAAACUGGUGAAUUGGAUGAGCACUGAAGCAUCUGAAUCACUUGAAAGUGAUUGUAUAAAUUAUUCCACCAUGGCAUGCCUAUAUCAUGCCUAUGAGUUUGGCUGUAGUAUGAUGGAGUAACUGGGACAACUGUGUGGGGUACAGAUUCAAUGCUUGGUAGUCCACAUCACAUGCUUGAAAAGGAUCUUACGAAUUAGACUUCAAUUGAAUGGAAGAGCAAAGGAGUUUUUGAGUUUUGAGCCUGCUGUACCGAAAUGAGACUCUUGGCCCUCAAGACAUUGUUGGAAUGCAUUUUUCAGAAAAUAAAUUACAACUUGAUACUGA